UGGCUUAUCAUGCAACUUUAAAAACGUUGUAUCCUGUCUGAAAAAUGUUGAAAAAGAACGAAAGUGACAUAGAAAUGAUCGAAAAUGCACAAACCCUCCCUUUUGCAAAUAAAUCGUGUUAAAACGAGGUUGUUAGCCUAUCGCACAACCCCUGUGUCCCGGGGAGGGGGAUGCACCUUUUGUCUGGCCUCUUUCCUAACAGACCUGUCCGGCUUGGUAGUACCUGCCAGGAGUGAUGAGCUCCCGCCGGUAUAGCUCUGAGGGUCAUUGAGGCACUCAAGCUGUCACACCACGGCAAGUUUAAAUGACAGUUUCAGUUUAAAUGACAAUGACUGAAACAAAAUGUCACCAGGCUUUUUAUUUACUGUCAGUGCCAUUGUCAGUACUUUUAUUGUACUGACAUGUUCUUUUCCCCUUCGCCAAGUUGGAGUCAAGAAAAACAUUGUGCGACAUAUGUCUGAAGGUCGUGACCCUGUUCUGUGUUGGACUGUACAGAUCAAUACUUUAAAAUCUUGUAAAUGUUUGGAAGAUAAUAUAGAGUCCUCUGAUUGCUGUCGGGGAAAAAAUUAUAUACUGGAACAUUUACUAGCUUUAACUGAAGAACUCAAUCUGGAGAUACAUCAUACUUUUGGAACUUUCCAUGACCACUUUGUUUUAUGUCACAGAAUUCUUAAUCAGAAGAAGAUUCAAUGGAAUUGGAAAACAAGCUCUGAGCUUUUGAAGCAAAUACACAGUAAACAUUCCAAGUUGAGGACAACUGAUCAAAUACUUUUUGAGAAAUACAAAACUAAAGUAGAAGAGAACUUGAGUGAGCAUGAAGAAAUACUUUGGUUUAGCUCAGAAUAUGUUCAUUGGAGACGAAGUCGAAGUGUCUCCCCAAAACGUGGCUUACAGCACAGGCCAGUUAAUUUACAUCAUCCAGAUACUUUUGCUGAAAAAAUAAGUAGUUACAAUAUCCUGGGUGUUAGGCUUGAAGAGAAAUAUAAUGUUUUGUCCAAUAAAAGUUCAUCUAAUGAAACUAUUCAGCCAUACUUAUCAGAUGAUUCAGAAACAAUCAGGUUAGUUCAUAGCAGCCAAAAGUCAGUAGUUCCCCAUUUACAUUACACUCAUUUAGGAGAUCAGUUUAAUGAUUCUACAGCAUCACUGCGACACAUGCGAUCAGUGAAUCCUAAUUUUAAUGACCCAGCAUAUCCCAAACAGUGGCAUUUGAAAAACAAUGCUGAAAAAGGAAUGGACAUCAAUGUGACUGGACUAUGGCUUCUCAACUACACUGGUACUGGAGUUACAGUGGCUGUUGUGGAUGAUGGAGUGGAGUGGACCAAUCCUGAUCUAAAUACCAAUUAUAACUACAAAGGGAGCUGGGAUCUCAACAGUGAUGAUCCUGACCCAUCACCUAGUUCUUCUAAAACAUCCAACCAUCAUGGGACAAGAUGUGCAGGGGAGAUUGCUGCAACAGCUAAUAAUAGAAUCUGUGGAGUAGGAGUGGCUUAUGGUGCCCAGUUCUCUGGUUUGAGAGUGCUUGAUGGAGCCAUGACAGACAGCAUGGAGGCUGAAGCUUUUAAUAAGAAGAUGGAUGUGAAUGAUAUAUACAGCUGUAGCUGGGGACCUGAUGAUGAUGGUAAAACAGUGGAUGGGCCGCAUCUUAUGGCUGCUAAGGCUAUGAAAUAUGGUGUGGACUUUGGACGUCAAGGUUAUGGAAGUAUCUAUGUUGUGGCCAGUGGAAAUGGAGGAGAACAUAUGGACAAUUGUAACUUUGAUGGCUAUGCUAACUCUAUCUACACUCUGACUGUUGGUGCUGUAGAUGAAAAUGGAAAGAUGCCUUAUUAUGCUGAGGAAUGUGCUUCCAUGUUGGGCGUAACCUUUAGCAGUGGGACACAGAGAGAUAUAGUGACUACAGAUUGGACAGUGGGAAAAGCUAAUGGUUGUACAGAUAGUCAUACAGGCACAAGUGCAGCUGCUCCAUUAGCUGCUGGAAUGAUUGCUUUGAUGUUACAGGCCAGAUAUUGUCUGACAUGGCGAGAUGUCCAGUAUAUUAUUAUUCUUACCAGUCAAAAAGUGGAUACAGAUUCAGCUCAUUUUGAUGAAAAUGGAGCUGGACUCUCUCACAGCCAUAAACAUGGCUUUGGGUUACUGAACUCAUGGAGACUAGUGAAUGCUGCUAGAGUCUGGGAAACUGUCCCUUGGUUAACUUCCUAUUCACAUGCAGAUCCUAGGCUUUCUCUCACUAUUCCUAAAUCUUUACAGCUAAAUAUCACAUAUACUGUUAGUGAUGAGAAUAUUCAAGGUCUUGGACUAUUUACACUAGAAAGUGUCCAGUUAACUGUAAGCCUGAGUCAUCCAUUUCGUGGAAUGUUAGAAAUACAGUUAAUUAGUCCAGCCUCUACUCACUCUGUGCUUGCAGCACCAAGGCCCUUAGAUAAUUCAUCAUCAGGUUUUACUGACUGGACUUUUACCACUGUGCGAUGUUGGGGUGAACAACCUCAAGGCAACUGGACUGUCAUUUUUAUAGAUAAAGAUUCAACAUCCUCAUAUGGACAUGGUACAGUCAGUAAGCUGAGACUAACUUUGUUUGGAACACCAAUGACAUCUAAUGAGUUUGCAGAACGUCGCCUUCGAGUAGAAGCUGCAAUGAGUGGACAAUUUUUGCAACCAAAUUACAGUCUUCUUUGUUCUGUCCCACAAACGCUGGAUGACUCUUAUGUUCCUGUGAGUGACAAAGUACUCAAGUUUAUUCUAUUGUCUGGUGCCUUCUGUUUUCUGAUGGCUCUGUAUGAAACAUUUGAAUACUUAAUGUGUUACAAUGAUGAAAAGAAGGAAGCAGCUCGUAACAGACAACUUACUCAUCGAGCCCAGCGUCUUAUUGACUCUACAGUUUGUUCUACCAACAGUGCCAGCCCUGCUGCUACUAGUCUUUCUAAUGGUGCGACAGUUUUUAAUUCCUCCAAUAUUUCUAGUUUGAAUGUGCUUGAUGUCGAAGAUGAGGACGAUGUAUUUGAUAUGGAUGAAACAUCAACUUUAAUCAGACCAAAUCAUAGAAAUCAAUUAACUACAGGUAAUAUUGACAUACAGGAAUGUAUACCAUUGUCUACUUUUAGUUUUAAUACACCAGAGGAUAUAGAAACAGUAACUGACAGUUUACUAACUCAGCAAUCUCAUAAGUAAUAAAAAAUACAUUCCAUUUGGAUUUUAUUUCCUUGUAAAUGAACAUUUUUGCAUUACUGUGUUGCCAUUCUUAAUUAAGUCACAUUGAAUGGUAUUCUCUUACUGUACUAAAUAUAUAUAUAUAUUUGUAUACAUACUGUGCUUUUUUUCUGACUGUAUGCACUGGUACAGUUUAGCUGCACCUUUUUAAAUUUUUCAAUGUGGGGAAAAAAUUAUUACUUUUCUUGCAUUUUAACAUGUAUAUUAUUAAUUUAUUAGUAGUUAAAAGUUAGGCAGUCCAUCGCUGAGUGCCAGCAGCUAUUUCUUUACAGAAAAAGUAAUAUAUAUAUAUAACUGAUUGUAACAAUGUGUUGAAACAAUCCAAGAAUUAAAUGAAUAAAGUUAUUUUAUACCUUUUUAUAGUCAUCUCUGUUCUAUUGGUAGAAUACAGAAAUACUGAUAUUUUUUUAAGCUUUUUUGCUUUUAUGUUUUCUCCCUUUAUCAUAAGUAUAAUUUAAUGCUGUACAAGCUUCUGUUUUCAUUAUAUAUAUAUAGUCUUAUUACAUCUAUUUACUACUAGAUAAUGACAUCACAUUAAGAUCCAUUACUUGUCAUUUUAUUUUGAUGUCAUAGAUCUUUCCUAUUUUUCAUUUCUACAAAAUUGCAUAAUAGUUUGAUAAACAUUUUAAUUAUUAUAUUGGUACUGAAUGCUUACAUGAUAAAUUCACUAGUUGUCUUUGAUUAUAUAUUAUCUGUUUGACUUUCUUGUACAUAAUAUGUAUUCACCGUCAAGAAUUUGAUAUCACUAUUUUUUUAAGGGUUUGUAUUCUAAAUGUAAUGACAUUAAAUAAUCCCAAGGCUCAUUCCUAUAUGGAAAUAGCAUAAUUAGUUCUAAUCUACUUCUCUUGAUUUGCUGAAAAGACAUUAAAAAAAAAAACAAGUCAAUUUCCUCAAUAUGAAUUCAAUCAGCAUGUGUAUAAUGAAAGGAUCUUAUAGUUGAUCACUAUUGUAGCCUCUAUCAAAAGAUCGUUUAAUAAUUCAAGUUAUUUAACUUGUACUUGUUUGUUUGUUUUUUUUUAAAUUUCCAAAGAGGUAAAUGCAAAUUUUAAAAAAAUCUGUAAUAAACAUUUUAUGUUUUAAUUUCACUAACUGUUCUCUUCAGCCUGUGUUAUAUUUUGCAUAUUUUUGAUCCUUCAAUCUUCAAACUGAAAGUCUAAAAAGUAAUAUUUAGAAGUAUGUAGAAAGUUUACUAAUUAGUUAAAUAAUAUUUGAUCCUAAGUGUUCCCCACCUUUACACAAUGUCUUCCAAUGUUUUGUCUCUUUUUCAAGAUAACUUUGACAACUCAAGAAUUGAUUCACUAUUUGUUAAUGUUUUAUUAUAAAACACAUUUAGUAUACAUUCAAUUUAAAUGAUUUAAAGCUUUCAAAUCAUCUAUGUCUCUUUUUUUUUUACAUCUGUGACAUUUAUUUUUAAUUUCCUGACUUUGUUUUUGAAAGCAUUGAUAAAAGAAAAUCCAUCAGUUUUAUGUUUGUUUUUUCUUGUUGACUUGUAAUUACAUAAUGAAUUGUAGUAAAAUUAGUAUUUAUGUAAAGAUUAAUUUAAAAUGUCUCUAGGAUGCAGUCUUUAUGAAGGAGCAUAUCUAUAUCAGAAGCUUUAUGUGGGCUCUGUGUGCACAUAUUUCUUUUGUUUAUGUUUACAUCUAAAUGUGGUAUGGAUUUCAUGGUUUUUAAAAACUUCAUGACAUACAUAAAUUGUUAUACUUAUAGUCUAAUACAAGAAAACAUAGACAUUUGAUUUGUCUAAUACAAGAAAACACUAGAAACAUAGACAUUUUCUUGUCUAAUACAAGAAAACACUAGAAACAUAGACAUUUGUCUUGUCUAAUACAUGAAAACCCUAGAAAUAUAGACAUUUGUUUUGUCUAAUACAAGAAAACACUAGAAACAGACAUUUGUCUUGUCUAAUACAUGAAAACCCUAGAAAUAUAGACAUUUGUUUUGUCUAAUACAAGAAAACACUAGAAACAUAGACAUUUGUCAUUUGGGAGUGAAGAAAACAAAAUGAAGUGAAGCAAGCAGUAACAAAUUUUCUGACAACAUUUUGUUAUACUUAAGAGUUGAAUCCUAUGAAUCCUAUUUCUCAAUGUUUUGACUUUGUCAAUCUCAAGUGUUACUGUUUUAGUUUCAUGUGGAACAGAAUUUCCUUUGGAUGGACAGCGGCUGUCCCAAAAGUAGUUGAAUAUCUGUGUAGUCAUUUAUAUGAAUUCUUCUCAUUGAACUAGACAUCUUUGAACUAUCAUUGUGGUGUGACAUUAUAAUGUUUAUGUAGCCACAUUCUCAGUUAUAUUAUAUCAUAAAUUCUAUAGAUAUUUAUAGCAUGAGGUUACAUUGUCUAACAAUUUGAAGCUGAAUGAAAUCCUUUCAUAAAUCAUUAAGACAUUGGUUCUCAAUUUGUGCAAGUGCAACUUGCUCACAACAGGUAUUAAAGGUGUUUUUUUGUUGUGUUUUUUUUUUUGAAGAACUAAAACUCUGCUGUAUUAACACCGUAGUCACAAAUCCAAAGUUUUGUAUUAAGUUAAAAUGAAACCACUUCCGAUGUUUUACUAGUCUAGUGAUAUUAUGUCAUUUUCCAAUGCCCUUUAACCUCCUAGCUGGCUAAGAGGAGGGGGCUUGAACAUGGUAUCAUUAGUAAAAAGUAUGGGAAAUAUUGCACUAAAGAAUGAUUCCAUCUGCAUGAGACUGUACCAGAAUUGUGUUAUAUAUUAUGUCAUGAAUAAUUGCUUAGCCUUUACAGCAUUCAGUUGUAUCUGAAGUGUGGUCCAUUUCACGUUAUAGUGUUAUCCUCCCCUUGUUCAUAUUUAUUAGCCCCCUUUCUAUUCAACAAAUUUACAGCUGUUGCUUACAAUGCAUAUUGACUAAUGCUUUAUCUUUUUUAACCUAUUUAUUCUGUGUUCUCAUCAUGUUAUAAGAAUUCAGAUUUGCAAGGCAGGUAUAAUUAAUUGUAAUGAAUUGUAUUUCAAACAUAUUUUUUUUGUAUCAGUCAUGUGUAUGUACAUUUUUAUGUUCAACAUGUUAUUUUUAAUAUAAGCAUUUAGCUAUGUGACAUAAUCUAUGUGCCUUGGGUUCUAGAAACAUUUGAAUAGUUGAUCAAAUAUGUUGACUAUAGAGAGCAUUUGUUGUGAUCUUUCUAGUGCUGAUAUGUACAUUUCUGUUGAAUACAUUGGGGACAUUGAA
Molecule: messenger RNA, 6375 nt
Organism: Biomphalaria glabrata
Lineage: Eukaryota; Metazoa; Mollusca; Gastropoda; Planorbidae
Product: proprotein convertase subtilisin/kexin type 7-like
Exons: 9
Coding region: 343-3162 (939 amino acids)
Biological process (GO): protein processing
Cellular component (GO): trans-Golgi network; Golgi membrane
Molecular function (GO): serine-type endopeptidase activity
Source: RefSeq, a predicted model, not a curated record